GUGUGGGAUGUAUAACUACUUUGACAAAGGGCUGCAGCCCAAGCAGAGUAUGCUAGAGAGCCUCUUGGAAAUUAAGAAGCAGAGAUCAAUGCCGGAAGCAGAUGUGCACAAACUAGAAAAGAAAGUGAAAGACCAUGAUGAGCCACAAGAAGAAUUCUGUACCUGCUCUCAAUUAGGGCAUUUAUCAUCUCAACACCUGGGAACUCCUUUAACCAAUCCUCUCAGCUUUAUGGGUAUUGAUGGAGACCUGAAUACCUUGAUGGAGAGUGGCACUCUUUCUAGGGAAGGAGGCCUUCGAGUUCAGAUGGAUCAAGUAAAAAUCCAGUGUGCAGACCUCCACCCUGACUAUUAUGGGACCAUGGGCAGCCUUAGGGCCAUAAACAUUUCUGGGGAUGUCGGCUUCUCUGGAGACACAGGCAUCUCUGGGGUCUCAGGCAUCUCUGGCAACAUGGGAACCUCUGAGGCUAUGGGCUUCUAUGAAGACAUCAGCGUCUCUGGGGCCAUGAGCUUCUCUGGGACCACAGGCAUCUCUGAAGACACAGGACUCUCUAAGGCCAUCACCAAGGAGGCAGGUUUCUCUAAGCAACAGUGAGCUAUUCAUCUGCUUCCAUAUUAGGUGCAACUGCAACACCCACAAUGAUCCUUGUCUCAAAAAAGGCUGUGCUGCUUUUCUGAUUGGAUUAAAUGGGCAGGGCCAGGGCACCCCUCCUCCCAGUUAAGAGUCUGGAAGGGGAUUUAGGGCCUUUACUAGUUAAGCAACCAGUAUAUGCAUGUCAAGCAGGCCAGAAUAUAGACAAGAGAAAGAAUAUGUUAUUAUUCUAGAAUGGGAUUUAGCUUUAAAAAUAUUGCUUUUCGGGCUUCCCUGGUGGCGCAGUGGUUGAGAGUCCGCCUGCCGAUGCAGGGGACACGGGUUCGUGCCCCGGUCCGGGAGGAUCCCACGUGCCGCGGAGCGGCUGGGCCCGUGAGCCAUGGCCGCUGAGCCUGCGCGUCCGGAGCCUGUGCUCCGCAACGGGAGAGGCCACAGCAGUGAGAGGCCUGUGUACCGCAAAAAAAAAAAAAAAAAAGAUCCAUGUGUGCUUGGUGGUUUAGAACAUAUAAGAAAAUAGUUUUCUUAAGUUACAACACUUGUUUUCCCCAACUCACACCCUGGUUAGGUCUCAGCCAAAUCCCUUUUUCAUAGAUAGCCCAUUGAUAAACUUAAAUCCACUACAUUCUAAAAUGAUCAAUUCCAAAAUAGUGAGGUCUGAAUUAAUAAUAUUGAUCAAUAGCAUUCUCAACAUCAGUUCAGGAGACAACUGAAAAUCUCAGUGCUUUAAACCCUGGCUUGCACAUGGCAUAUGUGCUCAUCUAAGUUUUCCUAAAACAGGACUGU
Orcinus orca (killer whale) is the source of this 1372-nucleotide messenger RNA. RefSeq names its product myotubularin-related protein 8-like. The record is from RefSeq and is a predicted model, not a curated record. The coding region runs from base 8 to 592 and encodes 194 amino acids. The transcript has 2 exons. NCBI's taxonomy places the organism in Eukaryota, Metazoa, Chordata, Mammalia, Artiodactyla, Delphinidae.